Onychostoma macrolepis is the source of this 1852-nucleotide messenger RNA. RefSeq names its product SPRY domain-containing SOCS box protein 2. The coding region runs from base 69 to 974 and encodes 301 amino acids. Gene Ontology annotation, biological process: proteasome-mediated ubiquitin-dependent protein catabolic process. The record is from RefSeq and is a predicted model, not a curated record. The transcript has 3 exons. Gene Ontology annotation, cellular component: SCF ubiquitin ligase complex. Lineage: Eukaryota; Metazoa; Chordata; Actinopteri; Cypriniformes; Cyprinidae. Gene Ontology annotation, molecular function: protein binding.
CUUGACAUGACGGCCGGCGCUGACGUCGCGGGAGCGCGCACGGGAGAUAAGUGACGUUUAAAUGCGGGAUGAACGGCGAACGGAGCGGAGCGGAGCCAGCGCGCGCACUCACGGAAGUUGAUGUUCUUCUGCGAUCUGAUUGGAUGGGUCUCACACUGUGCUGCUUGCUGAAGGACGGCGGUCCUAAAAAACAUCAUAAAUCCCGAUCAGCCUUCUGUCCGUUUUCUGUAGCCCCGCCCAUUCGCCUGGCUGUGCUUUUAGACACGCCCCCCGUCGCCCCUGGAAACCCACGGUCGCAGUGGAGCUCCACCCACCUGUCGCCCAAUCUGAAGGUGUGUCCGUCGGGGGGGCGUGUCUCUCGUGCCCGUGUGGAGCAGAGCAGCGAUGCGGUCCGUGGCGCGGUCGGCACGGCAACGGGGCUCCAUAUAUGGGAGGUGCUGUGGGAGGAGCAACAGAGAGGAAGCCACGCCCUACUGGGCGUGUCCACACACAAAUGCACCCUUCAGGCCUCGGGCUACAUGGCGUUAAUAGGCGGAGACUCGUGUUCCUGGGGCUGGGAGCUCUCAACCAAUCAGCUCUGGCAUGAUGGGAAGGCGGGGAGGCGGUACCCUGGGGGCGGAGCCAGGGGCAUCUUAAGUGUUCCUGAUCGUGUGUUAGUGGUGGUGGACGCAGACGCAGGGACGCUGGGAUACGUGGUGGAGGACCGCUAUCUGGGCGUCGCCUUCCACGACCUCCCCAAAGGGGCGGAGCUUUUCCCUGCGGUGAGCUGCGUUUGGGGAGGAGCUCAAAUCUGCAUACGCUACCUGUGUGGCACGACACGAGACCCACCUGCUCUGGAGGCUCUGAGCCGUUUAUCUGCGCGGCGGGCCCUCGGAGGGGCCGGGCCCCGGAGCCGGACGCUGUCACUCCCAGCUGCUCUACAGCGCCUCCUGCUGGACACACACAGCACAAGCACCGCAGAGGAACGGCACUGACACUGCACAUCACAACAUAGCUUUACUUGCUUUAUUUAAAGUUUUCUUCAUUUGUCCGUUUUUCUAAUUAUAUAUGUUAAAAUUGCAGAUGUGUUCAGAUUGUCAAUCAGAGUCAAACUGCAAGACUAAAUCUUCUCAAGUCAUAAAAGAAUUGUCUAAAGAUGGUAUAUUCUGUAACUUCCUGUCCUUUUGUUGUUUUUCUUUUCCAGUAUGUAUAUAUAUAUAUAUAUAUAUAUGUGUUUGUGUGUGUGUGUAGAGAUAGAGAGAGAUUAGAUAUAGAUUUUUCUUUCCUGUAUGUAUGUGUGUAUAUAUAUAUAUAGAGAUAGAGAGAUAGUGAAUAUUGUUAAUAUUUUUUAAUAAUUUCUGUGCAUAUAUUUAUAACUUAGAAAGUCGAGUUUUUUUAUUUCAUAUAUAUUUCCAUUGUUAAACAAAUCUUCAAAAAUAAAAUAUUGAAAAAAUAAUUUUGUCUUGAGAGCUGAAUAAAUUUGCUUUAUAUUAUAUUGCCUCUAAUAUAACAUUUUAAUAUAUAAAAUUAUAUAUCUUCAAAAUUUUGCAACAUUUACGUUACAUUUAUAUUUAGCCAUUUAGCAGACGCUUUUAUCCAAAGUGACUACUGAAGACAAUCCCACUGUUAUUUUCCUGUUUCUCUGUGAAGCUGCUUUUUUUUUUAAAGCUCUAUUUUAAUAAAUGUGACUUGACUUGACAGUAAUAUGAGUUUCAGAUUAAUGUCCAUCUGGAAGAAUAUCAUCAUAUGAGGCUGAAUCUCAUGAAAGCUAUCAUGAAUCAUCAGGAAAAUAACUGCACGAUGCAAAAAAACACAAUGGCCUUUAUUUACGCAGCAUGUGUGUGUCAUGAUUCAAUCACUGAGUAUAGAUGAG